CGCUCCAUGUGACCUGAUGGCCUUCAAACAUUCACAUGUGGCUCAAAGAUGCUUAUUGCUCCUGACAGGUGAUAGGGUUUUGUGGGAUGAGGUGAUCCGAGCAGGUUCUGCCGGCUGACGCGGGUGUAGUUGUAGUUGACUGAUUUUAAGGUGUGUGUGAGUGUGUGCAUGUGUGUGUGUGUGUGCAUGUGUGGGAGCGGCCCGGGACUACAGAAGAGUUUUCCAAAAUACUCCGUGGAGACGCUUUGAUGUGGGCGACCGGAGGCUCGACGGUUGGUCAAAUCCACCUUGUGUUCGUAUUGGCUGUGUCCGUGGUCGCCCCCGUGGUUUCAUCCCACAGCUCGGCCAGCGAGAGGAGUUCCAUAGAGAGCACGUACGAGCUUACCAAAUAUCUGGAGUACCAGCUCAAGGAAAUCAAAGAUGUCUAUUUGACAUACCUCGGCCCCCCAUUCAACGAUAAAGACUUUUCACCGCCGCGGCCGAACAGCACGGCUCUCUCCCUGCCCAGCGCCGCCACCCGCCUGGAGCUGUGGCACGACCUGGAGAACCAAGCUCGUCUGGCCCAGAACCAGAGGGCCUACUCCGUCCUGUUGGCGGCUGUGAGGGAGCUGGCGAGCUCCACCCUCUGCCCCUCCCUCAAGACCUCCCUGCUGCACUUCUGCACAGGCCUGGACGGCCUUUUGGGUUCCAUAUCGGCAUUGAUGACCACCCUGGGCUACGCCCUUCCUGAAAAGAAACCAGGUGAGCUUCAGAGGCGGGCGGGGGGAGAACGCCCGGCGCCGCUGAUCAGAGGCAGCUCGUACAGGUCCAGAACCAGGAAGAGGACAGAUAGAUGGAGCCGAGGGGAGAGGGAGGGUGGCCUCAACGUGGAUGUGAAGCGAGGGAAAGCGAGGAGGCGAUUGAAGGCGGCUGCAGCUGGAGGAAGGAGCGGUGGAUUGAGGGAGAAGGCGAGAGGAGAGAGGGGGCGAGGGAGGCGGGAAGAGCCGGACACCUGGAAGUGGGAAUGGAGCCCGGAAGAGGAGGAGCUAGUGGUAAGGACGAGGAGAUGGGGGAGGAGCUUGUUGAGCGUUGGUGAGGACGAAGAGGAGGAAGCGAGCAUCCCAGUUAGCGAGGGAUAUAGCUACAACCUCAAAUUCCUUCACACGGACGCCCUCAGGAAGGAGGAAGGCGGCAUCGCGGACGGCGGGAGGAGCUUCUUCGUGGACUUCUCUUCAUCGCAUCUUCAACGUCGGCCUCCUCGUUCCCUCUUUAGCCCCACGCUGCACCCGCCUCCAUCCACUCUCUCCCUUCUCUACCAGCUCGGGCCAGGCGAGGACCACGGCCUCCUCCCCACACCCCCCACGCUGUCUUUACAAGCCGGACCCUCGCUCAUCUCCUCCCCCUCAUCGUCUUCCGUGAUCCUGUCCGUGCGGCCGGCCAUGAACGACUUCGCCAGGAAGGUGGAAGGCUUUUGGAUAUUGCGCGAGCUGCAGAGCUGGCUGUGGCGUUCGGCGAAGGACUUUAACCGCCUGAAGAGGAGAGCGAGAGGCUGAGAAGAUGCAACACAACACAACAAACACGCAAUGUACAGUGUGAACCUUGACAGUAUUUGCACUAGGGAUGGGCAUUUGACUAUAUUUCCUCAACCGACCACGAAGGAAAUUAACAAUCAAUGAAUCGUUAUUUUCAACAUUUAUUUUUAA
Phyllopteryx taeniolatus (common seadragon) is the source of this 1682-nucleotide messenger RNA. It is a transcript of the gene clcf1, whose product is annotated as cardiotrophin-like cytokine factor 1. The transcript is spliced from 3 exons. The record is from RefSeq and is a predicted model, not a curated record. NCBI's taxonomy places the organism in Eukaryota, Metazoa, Chordata, Actinopteri, Syngnathiformes, Syngnathidae. The coding region runs from base 249 to 1532 and encodes 427 amino acids.